Molecule: messenger RNA, 980 nt
Organism: Hevea brasiliensis (rubber tree)
Lineage: Eukaryota; Viridiplantae; Streptophyta; Magnoliopsida; Malpighiales; Euphorbiaceae
Exons: 1
Coding region: 125-760 (211 amino acids)
Source: RefSeq, a predicted model, not a curated record
UAGUGAUAGGUUUGCCAAAGUAACUAGCCAAAAACUCAUUUUCAAGGGUUAGUCUCUCAUUUUCUUUCUCUAGAAUCUGUGUGCUCCCCCACUUUCCUGCGACCUCAAAACCAGUGGCAAAAAAAUGGCGGCAACAGCAACCGGAUCUUCUAGAAGAUCCUCAAGCGGACCAGUCAUCCGAUCACUCUCUCCGUCCGGCAGAUUCCACCUUCCUCACUCGCCAUCUUCUUCAACUGCUUUCGCUUCUUCCAGCUCCAGCUUUGCUUCUCGCUCUUCCACUUUAUUUUCCGGCCACCACCAAUGCCACAGAUCUGCAUCUCCCACUCGUGUUAACUUGUACGGAAAUACGCGGUCUGCUCCUUCUGUCCGUUUCUCCCUCGACCGUCCGAUCUCCCCUAAUCGCUCCAUCUCCACUAUCAAUCCUUCUCGCGGCCACCAAGUAGUCAGGAAGCCGAGCACUCCGAAGAGGACUUGUAUGUGCUCUCCUACGACGCACCCUGGUUCCUUUCGCUGCAGCCUCCACAAGAGCUUCAACAAUUCACACUCAUCCGUCAGUUACUCGCCAAAUACUCGCUUAAAUGCGCGCAGAUCGGCGAUGACGAACUCCUUGGUGCGAAUCUGUGGAGUGGAGGGUGAUUUGGUCAAGAGAGCUUUAUCGGCUUUGAUUCGGCCGUCUUCUCACCAACAACGGCGGCGCGCAGCUUUCCAACCACGUCCGAGCCGGCUCUCUGUCAUGUGCAAAGCCGAAGAUUUGCGUUAAUAGGGGUAUGUUAGUCAACAAACUUAUUAUUCGAUUAAUUGUCAUAAUUUUCCGGCGACGGAGAGGCUCAGAUCCGGCGAGUGGCAGCGCAUGAGAAUUGCGACGGACUUAUUUUAUUGGAUCCGAUAGCAGGGGCUUUGAUAUAUAAUUUUUGUUGUAAGUGUACAUACCUACGACGGUAUAUGAAAAGAGCUGCGGCCAUGAAUGGCCAAUUUCAGGA